UCAGUUGCUAUAACAUUUCACUCUUUGAGAGGUCGGGUAAUUAUACAGCACAUAAAACAGCUAUAGCGAUGGAGAGACGAGAAGGACGUAUACUAAAGAGCCAGUUCCCAGAUGUCGAUGUGCCAGAAAUGUCGGUGAAUGAUUUUCUUGAGCAACAUUCCUGGUUGAACAAGCCACAGGACUCCAUAGCUGUGAUUGGGCGCAGUGUUGGACCACCUGAUGCUAGCAAGGAGUGGAGGUUGUCGUACAGAGAGCUGCGGGAGUCUGUAAGGAGAGUAGCUAGCGGUCUAGCCCGGCGCGGCCUCAGGAAAGGUGACGUCGUGUUUGUGUGCAGUUCUAACUGCCCAGAAUACGUGAUCACGAUGUUGGCAGUUUACUCGCUAGGGGCCGUCCUGACGUCUGCGAUUCCUGGAUCCUCUGUAGACGAGAUACUUUACAAGCUGGAAAUUGCGAAGUUCUGUGGCACUUUAAAGUUUUUCGUCGUAUCUAGUGACGAGCUAACAACUGCGAGGAAAUUGGUGGAGCGUUGUGGAGUAAACGUGGCACGGAUUUCAUUUGGCAGCAUAGUAGACAAAGAGUGUAUACCGUUUAACGAUCUGCUGGAAGACAGUGGCGACGCAUUUCCUAAAACAAACCGUGCUGAAUCCGGUGACAUAGCCGUCGUGCUAUAUUCCAGCGGAACAACUGGCCCGCCAAAGGGCAUACCUUGGACUCACAAACAACUCGUGGCUUGUCUCUGUAUUCCUACCUGCUUAAACAUGAGACAAGAAGACGUAGUUCUGGUGGCAACUCCUCAAGCUUACGCAGGCGGCAUGUCUAUAACAAUACGCAGUUUAGCUCAAGGGGCGGUAACCUUGUCCCUGCCUAAUCUCAGUAAUCCUGGGCUAUACAGUGCAGCAAUAAACAAAUACAAGGUCACCUAUACCUUCUGCAUCUCUCCACUGAUCGUCAGUCUGGUAAAGCAAGGUUACGAGCUGCCCACAUUACAACGCUGUGACACGGCUGGGGGCAGCUGCAGCCCUGCAGUUAUCAGAGAAGCUAGAAUUACGCAUCCACACCUGAUCAUUAAUAGUAAGCUUUUCGGAAUGACUGAAGUCGGAUCAGUCAUAGGCGCUCGCCUGAAAAGAAUCAGGAUAGCAACACGAAGAGGAUGUUCUUCUUGGAAAAGCCUCUAG
Priapulus caudatus is the source of this 1175-nucleotide messenger RNA. RefSeq names its product 4-coumarate--CoA ligase 3-like. Gene Ontology annotation, molecular function: CoA-ligase activity. The record is from RefSeq and is a predicted model, not a curated record. NCBI's taxonomy places the organism in Eukaryota, Metazoa, Priapulida, Priapulimorpha, Priapulimorphida, Priapulidae. The transcript is spliced from 8 exons. Bases 69 to 1175 code for a protein of 368 amino acids.